This is a messenger RNA of Podospora pseudopauciseta, 1304 nucleotides long. RefSeq lists its product as uncharacterized. The record is from RefSeq and is a predicted model, not a curated record. Lineage: Eukaryota; Fungi; Ascomycota; Sordariomycetes; Sordariales; Podosporaceae. The coding region runs from base 1 to 1125 and encodes 374 amino acids. The transcript has 2 exons.
AUGGCAAUCACCCAGCACCCCCCCUCCGCCCCCUCCGAGGACGGCGAACACUCCGACAGCCACCCUCAACAGCAGCACCCCCCAUCCGCUCCCCUGCAUCAGCACACCCUCUCCUCCGCCUCAACAGCCACGGUCGACAUCGAAGCUUGGACCGUCUCGGCGCUCGAGUCCCUGAACAUCACCCCCCAAGUCGCGCGCGGGACCUCGAACUCGCUCGCUAUCCCGAUUGAUAGCCAUGAUCCCCCUGCCGCGGCCCUCAAGCUGAGGUUUGACCCCGCUGCGGGUGCAGCAGGGCAAACAAUCACCCCUCCUCGCCGCCCCCCGUCAAGAAGGGACUCGAUGAAGAAACGGGAGGCGUUGAUCAAGGGAAACCCUGGGUCGAGACAGAGGAGGAGGUGGGAGAAUGAUCACCUUUUGGGGGUCCCCAACGCGCAGCCGCCUCUGCCGAGUGAUUACCAGAUUCAGCCUACGUAUCCUGUCUUGCCCACGGUGCCGUACCAACUUGCGGGGUACUGGGAACGGGGGUUGAGGGAGGUUGUGGAGGGGAGGAAGCAUCCUAGGCAGGAAACUAAACCGGCCCCGGGGGAGCUGGGAUAUAUACCCCAGAACUUUCGGGCUACGGCGAAGAGGACGCCGGCGGUGGGGAGGUGGUUGAGGGUGUUGGAGGAGCCGGUUAGGAGGUUUGUUGUUGAGAGGGGGCUGGCGGUGACGGUGGAGGAGCAGGAGAGGCGGGAGGAGGAGGCGGCGAUGGAGAGUGAGGAGACGGAUCCGGAGGAUGAGGAGAUUGUGUUUGUGGGGAGGGGGGGAAAUAAAGUGAGGGAGGGGAAGCCGCCCGUGGAGACCGAGAUCAAGAGUGCUACGAGGCGGGUUGGUGGGGAGCAGGAGAGGGGGAUGGUGCUUGAUACGGCGGGGGAUGAUGAGGUUGGGGGUGCGUUUAAGCGGUGGUUGACGCACUCCAUCUCUGAUUACUAUGGCUUGGACUCUAAGAGUGUUCUCGUCCAGGGGCAGGGUAGCAAGGGGAAGAAGGUCAUUUUUGUGGGGGUGAAGAAGCAGCAGCAGAGGAAGGUGGCCGUGAAGGAGCAGCAUUUGCCUGUUUUGCCACCGCCGCUGUGGGAGAUGUUCUAAGCUGGGGGUUGGUAAGCUGGGCAAGAUUGCUACUGCUCCAGAGAGCUCCAGUUACACCCCGUGAUGGGCAAGCGUAUAUAUAUUUCCGAAGCAUUUGGGUUCACCUCGGGUGACCUGACCUGGCGUGGAUAGGUAUACAGCUCGGAAGAGAUCAAGUCCACAAGGCAAUGAUGGAUCAA